Messenger RNA from Drosophila sechellia, 384 nucleotides. Its product is annotated as kunitz-type serine protease inhibitor 2. Gene Ontology annotation, biological process: transforming growth factor beta receptor signaling pathway. The transcript has 2 exons. The record is from RefSeq and is a predicted model, not a curated record. NCBI's taxonomy places the organism in Eukaryota, Metazoa, Arthropoda, Insecta, Diptera, Drosophilidae. The coding region runs from base 1 to 282 and encodes 93 amino acids. Gene Ontology annotation, molecular function: receptor antagonist activity; serine-type endopeptidase inhibitor activity; transforming growth factor beta binding.
AUGCAUUUUGAAAUGAAACUGCUUACCGAGUUUUUGUGCCUUUUGGCGGUUUUUCUCUCAACAGUUGAGAGUGCAGAAAAACGAAAGGCUUUUUGUUAUCUAGCCUACGAAUUUGGUAAAUGCGGAGGUCAUCGCGUUAUGUGGGCUUUUUCGAUUAAAGAACUAGAGUGCGUUCCAUUCGUUUUCUCCAAUUGUGGCGGCAAUGAAAAUCGCUUCCAUACCAAGGAAAACUGCGAGAAAGCUUGCGCACCAAUUCAAUCUCGAUUUGUUCUCGCUUAUUAAUAUACAGAUACAGAUUUUUUGUUACCAAAACUCAAGGCAAAUGCCCUACUUUACCCUAAAUUUGAUUAAAGCUCAUUGUGACCAAAAAAAAUGCAAUGAAAA